Cyprinus carpio (common carp) is the source of this 1017-nucleotide messenger RNA. RefSeq names its product zymogen granule membrane protein 16-like. NCBI's taxonomy places the organism in Eukaryota, Metazoa, Chordata, Actinopteri, Cypriniformes, Cyprinidae. The record is from RefSeq and is a predicted model, not a curated record.
AAAACAUACUGUACGUUCCAAAACAUUCCUUCUGAGGUGGAGACGGAAACAUGACAAUGUUUGUCCAAUAGAGGAGGCUUGACCAGCAGGAGCAUAUAAAUUCAAGUAGGUUUAGUCAGCAAACCAGACUCAAAUAUCAACCACAUCAAGUGUAACAGCAGAUUACUGGUGUGUCCUGAACAGCAACUUUUUUACAAAAUGUUGCAUCUUUUUCUGAUUCUCUCUGGAGUUACAUUGGGCAUGGCCAUGCCUUUACCGGAUUACUACUCAUACUCCACGGCUGUUGGGGACGGCAGUGGAACUGAAUAUUCCACUGAAUAUGAUGGUCGCGUCACUGGUAUCAGAGUGUGGGAACACAGUAACGCGUACAUUCGUGGAAUACAGCUGCGUUAUGAUGGUAACUGGACAACCACAGUUUGUACAAGCUAUGGCAAUCCACUGGAGAUGAAACUUCGUGACAAUGAAUCCUUUAUUCAGGUUUCUGGAAAAUAUUACUAUGGCUACAUCUAUGAGAUUAUGUUUGUCACUAGUCGAGGCCGCUCUUUAAAAGUAGGGCUGUCCUAUGGAAACUCAUUUAACUUCUACCCAACCAAUGAUGGAAGUCAGCUACGUUUUCUCAGUGGUCGACAGAAUGGAAAUGGCAUUACUUCCAUUGGGGCUCACUGGGCUGUCUACUAACACCAGUGACAACAGUGUAACAGCUUAAGAUCAUAUUAGCUCAGUUCAACCCCCUUUACUUUCUUUCUGCCAGCAUUAAAGAAAAAGCUACAAAAACUUGUUUUAUCGGUUCUGAUUUUUUAAUAGACUAGCUUCUUGUGGUUAAUACUUAAAUAAUUGCUAUGGGUUUUUUGUUUGUUUGAUUGUUUUAGACUAUUUUGUUUAAAACUUAUAGCAUUUUCCAUUGCAUUAACAUACCAUAUGAUUGACAUUAUAUUAAUUAUCUAACUUUUUUAUAAUUCUUCAAUAAUGACACUUUUUGUAUGGGUUUACUUUCCUUAAAAUAAACAAAUUUAAACA